Echinostoma caproni is the source of this 372-nucleotide messenger RNA. The record is from the annotation of a GenBank genome assembly. Lineage: Eukaryota; Metazoa; Platyhelminthes; Trematoda; Plagiorchiida; Echinostomatidae.
AUGAGUGGGACAAAUGCAUUCAAAUACAUGGUGGCCAUCCUCAUUCUAAUGCUGGUCUUGAUCGAAGAAUUUGGUUAUUGUGAAGCACAAGGACGGCGUCCACAAGGUGAACAGAAGGGACAAAACGCUGGUCAACAGUCACAACAAUCGUCGCACGAACAAGGAGGUGGACAACAAAGGCAACAUGAACAACAAGGCAGCCAGACUGGAGACAACGGGCAGAAUGAACAAGGUGGACAACACGGAGGCGAAGGAGGAGCAGGAGGCGAGGAACAUGGUGAUGAAUAUGACGGACAAGGUGAUCACAGUGCACCGCCAGAGGAGGAGGACGACGAACACGAUGAGCAGAAUCCCACGACGGGAAAUCAGUGA